Balaenoptera musculus (blue whale) is the source of this 3597-nucleotide messenger RNA. RefSeq names its product carbonic anhydrase 12 (gene CA12). Gene Ontology annotation, cellular component: plasma membrane. The record is from RefSeq and is a predicted model, not a curated record. The coding region runs from base 180 to 1214 and encodes 344 amino acids. Gene Ontology annotation, molecular function: carbonate dehydratase activity; zinc ion binding. The transcript has 10 exons. NCBI's taxonomy places the organism in Eukaryota, Metazoa, Chordata, Mammalia, Artiodactyla, Balaenopteridae.
AGCAGCCCGCGGGGAGCCAGGAGCCCAAAGAACAGACGUGCUCGCCCUGGCGCCCCGGCUUCGCGCACGAAGUCCCGGUGCGCGCCCCCCGCCGACCCCAGCGCCGGAGCCAGAGAGAGAGAAGGAGCCCAGCUGCCGGCAGCCCGCGCCCGCCUCCUGCCCGGAGGAGCCGCCCGAAGAUGCCCCUCCGCAGCGUGCACGCGGCUGCCGUCCUCCUGCUCGUGGUCUUAAAGGAACAGCCUUCUAACCCAACCCCACUCAACGGAUCCACGUGGACCUAUAUAGGUCCCGACGGGGAGAAGAGCUGGUCCAAGAGCUACCCAUCAUGUGGGGGCCUGAUGCAGUCCCCAAUAGACCUGCACAAUGACAUCCUCCAGUACAACGCCAGCCUUGUGCCCCUCGGCUUCCAAGGCUACAGUGAGUCUGCCGACCAGCAAUUUGUCCUGACCAACAAUGGCCAUUCAGUGAAGCUGAAACUGCCCAAGGACAUGCACAUCCAGGGCCUUGGGGCCCGCUACAAUGCCUCGCAGCUGCACCUGCACUGGGGAGACCAGAAUGAACCUCACGGCUCGGAGCACACUGUCGGUGGGAAGCACUUUGCUGCCGAGCUGCAUAUGGUCUAUUAUAACUCGGACCUGUACCCCAAUGCCAGCAUCGCCAGUGACAAGCCAGAAGGCCUCGCGGUCCUAGCUGUUCUCAUAGAGAUGGGCUCCUUCAAUCCAUCAUAUGACAAGAUCUUCAGUCACCUUAAAGAUGUAAAGUACAAAGGCCAAGAAGUGUCCAUUCCGGGUUUCAGCAUUGAAGAGCUGCUGCCGAAGAGGCCUGAGGAGUACUACCGCUACCGAGGGUCCCUGACCACACCUCCUUGCUACCCGACCGUGCUCUGGACGGUUUUCCGGAACCCUGUGCAAAUUUCCCAGCAGCAGCUGGUGGAUUUGGAGACAGCCCUGUACUGCACACGGGUGGAUGACCCGUCCCCUAGAGAGAUGAUCAACAACUUCCGGCAGGUCCAGAAAUUUGAUGAGAGGCUGGUGUACGUCUCCUUCCGACAAGGCAUCGCCCUUUCUGUGGCCCUGGCUGGCGUUCUGGGCAUCAGUAUGGUCCUGGCAGUAUCCAUUUGGCUUUUCAGAAGGAAGAAGAGCAGCAAACAAGUUGCCAACAAAGGAGUCAUCUACAAACCGGCCAUCAAGCAGGAGACUAAGGCCCACGCCUGAGGCCCUGGCAUGCCCAGGCGUGUCCAAGGAAGGACUUGGCUUUGGACACAACCUGCUGUGGCUCCCUGCACACUUGAAAUACCUGACGGUUCUCUGGAGUUCCACCCACAAGCACCCCAGACCCUUGGGGGACCCCGCCAUCCUGAUGCCAUGCCACCCCCAGUGGGAGCGUGGAUGGGGAGAGCUCGCCUCGGAGGUAGGAGGUCUGAGCUGUCUGCUUCGCGAGCGUGAGACCAUGAAGUGGUCCGGAUUCCGGGAGCACAAACCACGUCGCUCGCUGCGGGCUGUUACUGGUUAGAACACACUCUUAUCCAGGGCUUCACCUGAACGUGGUUUCAAGUGUCCCGGGAAUUCUGUUUCUCGUCCAUGCCUUCAGACCAGCACACGGACUCUCUCUGCGCUCAGACUUAGGCUCCGCUCUUGAGACUCAGUUUCCUUCCCCAGGGAAGGGCUUGUUGUCUGCUUUCCUUCUGCUAUGACAACACCUUUAGUCUGACCUUACAGCCGGGGGGACGGGGGUAACGGGAAGGGUCAAGGUGUCCGAGACAAAAAGAAAACAAGAGAUAUUCUUUGUAAUAUAGUAGAGGCAUUUUCCAAGUCCUGCCCUUUGUUUGUUUGUUUUGUUUGUUUGUCUGUUUAACUUCUUUAUUGGAGUAUAAUUGCUUUACAAUUGAAUCAGACGCACUGAAUGGACCUCAGAGAGAGAGAAGACACGUAAGAUCUGGAAGAGUCUCACUUUGGAAUGACAACUGGAAUCAGAAGUUGCUUGUCAAGUGUGAGGACAGAAUAUUAAGCCCGACCCAACCUCCUGUCAGGGGUGUCGUUAUGUUUCAUACUUUACGGAUUUUAUAAAUAAUUUGGCUAUUCCUUGAAAAUGUGUUGUUGCCUUCUCUCUCCUCGAGGAGACGUGAAUUCUGAGAUGACCUAAGCUGCUUUUGUGUCUAAAGGAAACAGAAGCAAAAUGGUUGAAGAGUUUUGUCUCUCCUGCCCAAAUUUUAUCUCUGCCACCUUUGCGGUCUGUGUCCCUACUGUCAACCUGGAAUUGGGACUUACCAACUUCUCUGACUUGGAAGAAGAUAUGGAGCCAUGGCUGAGUUAAAGUAUAUUUUCAAACUAUGAAAGCAGCAAGUUAUCUGUGCAGGGGCUGGCAUCAUGGCAUUCAGGGACCAGAAAUAAUGGAAUGUUGCAAAGAUCCUUCAUGGUCUUCCCUCCAAGUGACAAAGACAGUUUCUGAGAUGACGUAACUCCUUUAUUCUCCGCCCACCGAUGUAAGAGACCAGCAGAGACCAGUUAGUUCCAUGACUGAGAAGGAGGCCCCCACCACCAACCUCUCCUGGCUGGCACCUUGCAGUUCACAGAGAACCUUCUGAUUCCCACUCUCAUUUUGACAGCAUCAGAUAUCCUCCUGAAGCAUAGGUUUCUUUAGAUCGUCUUUUUCCCUCUCCUCCUCCCUUGACUUUGAGAAGUCUUCUCUCUUCUCUACUGUCUUAACUUUUUGUAGUGAUGGCGAGCCUUAUGUCUUUGUAGCUUGUUUGCUAGGCGGAGUUACAGAUGGAGACUCGGGGGUGUGUGUGUGUGUGUGUGUGCGCGCGUGCGCGUGCAUGAGACCUCUGACCGCCCUGGAGCCAGGGGUGGCAUCCGGCCUUGCCAUUAGCACACCAGCCUGAUGCUGAUCAAAUGACAGCAGCGACAGCCCUCAGGACUGAGCAGUGGGAAUUAGACGAUGCUUUCUCGGCCUCGUCCCAAAGUUGCCCAUCAGAAACCAACAAAAACCACUCCAGAGCUGUGAGGCUGUCUUUCAAAGAGUUCUCUACAGCUUUUAGGGACGGAUUUUGUGAGAGCACAGAGAGAGCAUUGUACCUGGCACAAUGGCUGUUCAUAAAAAGGGAGAGUUAUGGGGGAGGUGAAAACAGUGACAGUUUUCCUGCCCUCUCCCUCCUCAGCACAGCCUGGGCUCUCAGCCCUCCUGGCUCAGACAAAACAAAGCCAGGGAGAGGGCUCCAGGGAUCAACAAUGUCACCCUCCUUGCUACUCCGUGUGGGACUCCUGAGGAUCCAGCCCUGCAGCUGGGAAAGCUUUCCUCAGGUUCUCACUCAUUCCCUGCCACUGGCUGCCUCUACAGGAAAGCGCUGCUGAAGCUCCUCUGCCUCCCACUGACCACUGGGAGGGCCCAGGUGCUGAGCUGGGCGCACGGCAGGCGAAGGUAACAAAGACGAGGCCCCGGCCGGGGCAGGGACACAGGGAAGGCCCUGGCUUCUUUGCCUCUCACGAAGGGGAGGUCUUCAGUCUCUUUGCUUUGUUUGGUUACUGUCAAAUGGUAAAAACCUAUACUUAUUUCCUUAAUAAACAUUCUAGGACUUUGCUGCAUUGAUUAUUAACCCCA